AUGAAGGUUACAUCCAUCCUCUCCUUGGCCGUCGCCCUGUUCGUCGUGUCUGCCCAAGCCGCCCCCUCCUCUUCCUCCACCACCUCGGUCCACAAGGCCACCACCACCACCAAAGCCAAGGCCAUCACCACCACCAAAGCUAAGACCACCACUACCAAAGCUAAGGCCACCACUACCAAAGCUAAGGCCACCACCACCAAGGCUAAGGCUACCACCACCAAGGCUAAGGCUACCACCACCAAGGCUAAGACUACCACCACCAAAGCUAAGGUUACUACCACCAAAGCUAAGGCUACUACCACCACUGCCAAAGCCAAGACUACCACCACCACCACCACCACGGCUGCAGCCAAGCCUACAACCCCUGCUCCUAAGCCCAAGGACCCCUGCAGCACCUUGGCCAAAGAGGGCGACGCCGCCACGGGCUUCUUGUCCUACAAUGCUGUCCGCGACUGCUACAAUGCUCAAUCCUACAAGGCCGAUAUUGCGGCCAAGACUCUGACAUCUGUUGAGAACUUGCUUGGAAACGUUUAUGUCUUCCUUGACCAGGCCAAGGAGGCUUCCAAGGCUCCGUUCAAGACUCCCCAGGUUGAUUUGAUGGAUGGGUUGAAGAAGAUCAAGGCGACAAAGUACAAGUCUGAUUAUGAUUUUAAUAUGGCAUUGACUUAUUUGACCUUCUCGGCGAAUGAUGGGCACCUUGCUUACAGGAACGACUGCUACAGCGUUGCGACAUUCACCCAGCCCAUCUCUCUCUACGCGCCCGUGACCAAGGGCGUCCAAUCCGUCCAGGUCUUCUACGCCGACACGACCAACAAGAACGUCCCCAAGAAUCUUGUCGACUGUGUCGUUACCACCAUCGACGGCAAGCCCGCCCUCCAGGCUAUCCAGGAGUUCACCGACCGCACCUCGGCCAUCUCCAAGGACCCCGGUGUCCGUCUUAACGAUGCCCUUGCCUCCACGGCCUGGUACAAUGACUGGCAGGUCUCCCCCGGUGGAUUCUCUCGUCGUUGGGAGGUUCCUGCCAAGGCCUCGAUGGAUUAUACCUUCCAGUGUGGAACUGCCGCCCCUCAGAAGGUUACUAUCCCUUGGAUUGUUACUCCCUCGAGCCACUUUGAGGCUGGUACUUUCAAGGAUACCAAGACCUACUGGGAGACUCAGUGCUUGGCACCCCUGUCGCCUUAUGACAAUGGUCGUCCCGACGAUCAUUCCUCCAACGACUUGCGUCAACGUAUCAAUGUCGCCCCCGCCACUACCCUCUACCGCGAGCGUGGUCAUAUCCAGUUCGGAUCCGGAAACCGUAACGGCCGCGACGGCGCCGAGGGUCCCAAGGUGAUCACCCAGGCGACCGAGGUUGCGACCACCACCAGCACAGCCUUCUACACCCUCAACAAGAACAAGAACGUCUGUGUUGCCGUCAUUGCUACCGAGGAGGUUGGAUACUUUGAGUUUGACCCCUCAGACUACACCCAGUUCAUCGACGGACUCCAAAAGCUCAAGAAGUCUGGAUGCAAGAAGCUGAUCCUUGACAUGACCAACAACGGUGGUGGAUCCGUCGAUUUCGCCUACUUUGUCAACGCCGUCUUCUUCCCCAAGGACAAGGCCUACUUUGUCCAGGACCUCCGCUCGAGCACCUUGGCCCAGGAAGCCGCCAAGCUCGCCAUCAAGCAAGCCACCGCCAGGUCGACCUUUGACGCCCGCGGUUACGCCUCGACCGUCACCGGCAAGGCCUUCAAGGACGCAAGCAUGUUCACUAAGGGCAUCAACCAGAAGCGCGGCGGAUCCACCCAAACCUACACCCAGAAGUCCUUCUUCGAACACGCCUGGCCCUUCCUUCCCCUCGCCAGCAAAGACCUCCUCCCCUGGAAGGCCUCCGACAUGGCCAUCGUCACCAACGGCUUCUGUGGGUCCGCUUGUACUAUGAUCGCCACUCGCUUCAACAUUGCUCACAAGGUCAAGACCUACGCCAUCGGAGGCAUCCACAAGACCCCCCUGUCCUACUUCUCGUUCCCCGGUGGAUUCGUCAUGGACAACUACUCGAUCGUCCGCGAUUUGCGUCUGGUCGGGUACAAGGGCGGCAAGACUACUCCUAUCUCGUUGCCCCUCAAGGCUGCGACUAACGUUGCAGUUGGCGAGAUCUACGCCACCGAGAACAGUACUGUCCCCCUGGAAUAUGACACAAAGUACUUUGCGGCUUCUGUUCAUCUCGAUCAGGACUCUGUCUCGGCCAGACACCCUGACCAGACGUGGGUCAAGAUCGCUGCCGACUUUAAGUAG
Messenger RNA from Linnemannia hyalina, 2274 nucleotides. NCBI's taxonomy places the organism in Eukaryota, Fungi, Mortierellomycota, Mortierellomycetes, Mortierellales, Mortierellaceae. The record is from the annotation of a GenBank genome assembly.